This is a messenger RNA of Papaver somniferum (opium poppy), 507 nucleotides long. RefSeq lists its product as uncharacterized. The record is from RefSeq and is a predicted model, not a curated record. Lineage: Eukaryota; Viridiplantae; Streptophyta; Magnoliopsida; Ranunculales; Papaveraceae. Bases 1 to 507 code for a protein of 168 amino acids. The transcript has 3 exons.
AUGUCUCAAUUCCAAGCACUUUAUGGGUAUGUAUCUCCACACCUUGCAUUUCCUCAUUCUGUCACCACUUCUGCUGAUACUGUUGAAACAUAUUUGAAAGAAAGAAACUCCUUACUGGAUAUUCUUAAGGAAUCACUCCACACAGCUCAAGCAAAAAUGAAGUUUUAUGCAGAUCAGUCUAGAAAAGACAGAUCUUUUGAAAAAGUGGGUAAAGUAGCUUACAGGUUGGAACUACCCUCCCAUGCACGCAUACAUCCAGUAUUUCAUGUGUCCCAACUCAAGAAACACAUUGGGCUCAAGCACACUCCAGUUCCAAACCUGCCUGUGCUGGAUCAUGAAGGUGCAAUAAUCAUGCUGCCUGAAAAGAUUCUCCAAACAAGACAAGUUCUACAGGGUGGCAGGAUGGCCAAGAAGCUAUUUGGUAGUUGUUGUCCAUUCGAUUUAAUCCAUGCAUCCCUCAUCUGUAGGGCAGUAUUAAGGUUAAUGAUUGGAUACUUAAAUGUGUAA